GUACGUAUGAGGCGCGCGUUCACGAUUCGGACGUGCUCUGUACGCGGCGCGCACUCGAACGCAGGUGUGGACUGGUAUUUAUCGUGCACUGAUAUUGUACGGAGACGCAGGAAAGCGUUAAAAGCAUUAUAAUAUGUGGAAGUCAGUGGUGGGGCACGAUGUUAAUGUAAAGGUGGAGACUGAGGGAGAUGACUGGGAAACCGAUCCAAAUUUUGAGAAUGAUGUCUCAGAGCAAGAACAGAGAUGGGGUGCCAAGACUAUUGAAGGAUCGGGACGUAAAGAGCACAUCAGUAUUGCAGACCUGAGGAAUAAGGUGUCUCAUGAACAUGAGGUGGUUAAGAAAAAAGAGAUGGAGAAUUGCCCUAAAGCCUCAUACGGAUAUGGUGGAAAAUUUGGAGUGGAAAAAGAUAGAAUGGACAAGGGUGCUUUAGGGCAUGACUAUGUGGCAAAGGUGGACCAGCACUCAUCUCAGACGGAUGCAGCAAAGGGUUUUGGGGGGAAAUAUGGAGUGCAGAAGGACCGCAUUGACAAGUCUGCCAUGAAUUAUGAAUAUAAAGGUGAAGUGCAGCAACAUGCAUCUCAGAAAGAUUAUGCCAAAGGUUUUGGUGGCAAGUAUGGUGUGCAAAAAGAGAGGGUUGACAAAGCUGCGAUGGGCUACGACUACAAAGGCGAGACUGAAAAACAUCAAUCACAGAAAGACUAUGCAAAAGGCUUUGGUGGAAAAUAUGGAGUGGAGAAAGAAAAAGUUGAUAAGGCUGCAUUGGGUUAUGACUACAAAGGCGAAACAGAAAAACAUCAGUCACAAAAAGACUACGCCAAGGGCUUUGGAGGCCGUUAUGGAGUCGAGGCGGAUCGAAUGGAUAAGAGCGCAGCUUCAUUUAAUGAAAUGGAGUCACCAUCAUCAUCAUAUGAAAAACCAAAAGCUUAUGAGGCCUCAAGUGUAGGAGCUGGAAACCUAAAGGCUCGAUUUGAGAACAUGGCAAAGGCCUCAGAUGACGAGAAUAAAAAAAGAGCUGAAGAGGAGAGAACCAGAAGACUCGCUAGAGAGAAACGUGAACAGGAAGAGGCACGACACAGGCAACAGGAGCAGAGCAGACAAGAAGAAGUGGAGGAGAGCGAGAAACCUCCUCCUGUGCCGGCUCCACAGAAAUUCAAAAAACUUCCACAGAUUCCCAGAGAUGAACCUGAGCCAGAACCACAGGAGCAGAGCAGAUAUGAAGAAGAGGAGGAGAGCGAGAGACCUCCUCCUGUGCCGGCUCCACAGACCUUCAGAAAACUGCCAGAGAUUCCUAGAGAUGAACCUGAACCAGAACCACAGGUGGAGGAACCACCUGACUAUGAGGAACCACCAUCUCUGCCACCACGCUCAGCUGAUCUGUUAGAGGAAAACGACUACGAUGAAGCAGCUCCUCCACUACCACCACAUGAGGAAGAUUAUGAGGAUAUUGAAUCAUACAUUCCCGCAGCUGCUGAAAAUGACUAUGAAGAUAUUAGCGUGGGACAGACAGCCACGGCCAUUUAUGAUUACCAGGGAGAAGCCAGCGACGAACUCUCCUUCAUGCCUGAUGACAUCAUCACUAACAUUGAGAUGGUGGAUGAGCAUUGGUGGAAAGGAUCUUGUCAUGGGCACAAUGGCUUGUUUCCUGCCUCCUUUGUGCAGCUUAAUAGUUAAUCAUUCAUGAUUGCUAUACACUUUCCAAAGCAAGGGCUGUGUUAACAUAGCAUAUUAACAUGCUACUAAUCCUGCAGUCAGGAUACAGUGCACUAUACAAUAUGUAAAUAGCGUGCAUGGAACAAAGUUUUGACCUGCUACAUUUGCUAAAAUGUACAGUAUACGACAGAAUGCAGUUAGCCGAGUAAUAUAUCCUAUAAGACAGUGUUGUUCAUCAUGACUUGACCUUAUCAUAGUUUGAUCUAUAAUCAUCAUUUGAUCCGAAAUUGAAUUAACAAUGCUAAAAUGUGUUUUUUCUUAUAUGUCAACUGAAAAACUGUCCCAUUACAAUCCAAAUGCCAAUUGUUUCACUUACUAUUAAAGGGUGAGUUCACCCAAAAAUGUGGUCAUCAGACAAAGAAAUUUAUGCAGGUUUGUUACAACAUGAGAGCGAGUAAAUCGCUGCGUUUCCAUUGCAGAUUUGCAUAAAACUUGAUCGUUAUUUUUUACAUGUCAAUAAAAAGACUAUUGCGAAAUGACAGCAUUUCCAUGAUACGCGAAUGGAAUUUUUUUCCUCUUGAAACUAUUCAUUUCAAACAUCACAUCGACUGAUGUUAGUAGGUUUACCAAUUUCACAUCCACCGCACUAGGCAUUAUUUUUUUAACCCAAGGAGACGUAAGCGUAUUAUCCAAACAUUAAUGCCAAGUAAAGCCCCUUAUACUUAGGAGUGGCAACGUAUGGGUAAACAUACUUUGAGGUAAUAGUACAUUAUUUUAAAUCAAAAAGAGCUGUAGGAGUGUUUUAGCAAACAUUAUUGGCAAGGAAAGCCUCAUACUUGGGAUCAGACAUGUAUUGAGGUGUUUCUGGGAGGUUUUAAUUCAUACCACGUCAUCUUUAAAUAAUAUGUUUGUUACUUACUUGCAUCAUGUGACCUGAAAAUGUGAAUAAACUGUUUUCAUUGAAGUUUUGCGAAAUACUUUUCCACAUUGCCUGAAAAACCACCUUAGGCGAGCAUAAAACUUUUUUGGAUAUAUGGGAGUUUUUUUUUUAUUUGGCAGUAUUUUCAAUUUGCGCAAUUUAAAGGGUAAUGGAAACGCAGUUAAGGAUGAGUUUUCAUUUUUGGGUGAACUAACAUUUUGAAGAAGGAAACAUAGGUACUAUGCACAGUAACAAGUCUGAAUGUACGCAAAACAAAAAUUGCAUAUUUCAAUUUACAUACAGUCGCAAAAUACAGACAUGUACACAAUGGCAUUUAACAUAAUUUGCUGUUUACUUGUUUGUAGUUUUAAAAAGCCUUAAAUGCAAAGGUAUUGUAUUCUGCCUUAGAAAUACACCUGCAAUUGUACACCAGGUGGGUCUAUAUACUGUAUUGAGCCAUUGGCUUACGCUGGCACCUUCAAUAAUUCAAACAGUGUUUCUUCAUUGACCGAUUCAAUGUUAUGCAUUCCUUCACAAAAUAAAGGCACAAACAUGAAA
Paramisgurnus dabryanus is the source of this 3128-nucleotide messenger RNA. RefSeq names its product hematopoietic cell-specific Lyn substrate 1 (gene hcls1). Gene Ontology annotation, cellular component: actin filament; plasma membrane; site of polarized growth. Gene Ontology annotation, molecular function: actin filament binding. Gene Ontology annotation, biological process: regulation of actin filament polymerization; cell migration. The record is from RefSeq and is a predicted model, not a curated record. Lineage: Eukaryota; Metazoa; Chordata; Actinopteri; Cypriniformes; Cobitidae.